UGUGAGACGUUGUCUAUUAAAUUGCCUUAUUUAUAUUCAUUGUUAAUGGCUUAUUCAAUAAAACAGUUUUUAUUCUUGCUGAUUAUAAUACAAAACCAGUGUUUUAGUGAAAAAGUUAAGUGGUGUAUUAACAGCGAUUAUGUAGUCGACGGGCACAUUAUUGAUAAGAAGAGUUGUAAAAAUCAACCCUGCGUAAUAAGCACUUGUCCUUCAGGACAGAUGAACUAUAAUCGCGCAUGUAUAAGAAUGGAUAGCAAAUCAGUAAAUUUUUCGGAAAUUCUUACGCUAUUUACACUUAUAAAUGGCGAGCCAAUAAAAAGCUUGAAGACUUUCAAUAGUUUCCAAGUAGUAACUUACAAAGAUAAAACUGUCCAUUUGAAAGAGAAUAACAAUUGUACUAAUUCUAAUUUUUAUACGAUUGGGAAAGGCGAAAUAGAUGGGAAUUUCUUAGAUAAUGGUUCAUUUUUUAUUAAAGAACCAAGAACAAUUUUGCCACCAGAAGAGUAUAUAGUGAGGUUCACGAUAACAAAUGAAUCUGGUCGGUUUACACCUCAAAUAAAAUUAAAAUUCGCCAAGGAUGUAGAGGCGGAUACAUUUGAUCAAUAUAUGGACUUAGUUUUUGAUUACGUCAUGUUUGCGUCUUGCUUCUUCAUGAUCCUGGUGUUGGCAGUAUACAUUUUGUGCAAAGAACUGCGCACCACAGCCGGCUUGAUUUUCAUGACUUAUGUAACUACAUUGGCGAUAACUUUCCUUUUAUUGCCCAUACGAGAUCUUGCCAUGAAGUAUGAGAAAAUUAGCAAAACUGGAUGCUAUAUUCUUAGCACUUUUAUUCAUUACGUAACGUUUAGUAGUUACGCCUGGAUGAAUAUCAUGGGUUUCGAUAUUUGGUGGACAUUAAGAAAUAUGUUCUACCAACGCCGCCUCGGUAAUUCUAAUGCCGUUAACUAUUACAAGUACACAUGGUACUGCGGUAUCGCGUGGAUACCCACCCUUAUCUAUGUCCUCAUCGAAAUCUGUCUUGACGAGUUCAUCGGAAACGGACCUUUAUUUAGGCAAUGCACAGUUUUUAGCAAUAAAUGGUACCUAGCGGGACCAUCCUUGACACUACAAGCAUUAAACUUUGUCCCUUUUGUACUAAUAAUAUACAAUUUGGUGCGAAUUCAGCGGAGCAACCUAAAACACUUGAACAGUGCAGACUCAAACAGCACCGGCCCAAAACAGAAUGCGUAA
This is a messenger RNA of Amyelois transitella, 1230 nucleotides long. RefSeq names its product probable G-protein coupled receptor Mth-like 10. The record is from RefSeq and is a predicted model, not a curated record. The coding region runs from base 46 to 1230 and encodes 394 amino acids. Gene Ontology annotation, cellular component: membrane. The transcript has 6 exons. Gene Ontology annotation, biological process: G protein-coupled receptor signaling pathway; cell surface receptor signaling pathway. Gene Ontology annotation, molecular function: G protein-coupled receptor activity. NCBI's taxonomy places the organism in Eukaryota, Metazoa, Arthropoda, Insecta, Lepidoptera, Pyralidae.